AUUUUAAACUCGCUCGAGUCUUCGAAAUUUUAUCGAAUUUCUGAAGCUUUUUCAAGUCUACUGUUACGCUUACAUUUGUUUUGGACUUUAGCCAGACUGUCAGUUCUAUAUUUUUAUAAAGUUUUGGUUUCUUAGUGUGAUAAAUCUGUGUAUAUAGUCUAUAUAAUGUGCCAAAUGUGGUAAAUGCGCCUAGCAGUAAACAGACUUGAUAUGAAAUCUGAUCCUAAUUUACCUGUAUGUCAAUGAGACGCACAUGUUUAAUAUCUGUCACCUCUGAUUGCCCUUUAACCGCCGGUCUUUGCUACUUCAAUAUAUAUUGCUUCUUCUCAGUUUCAUUCACAGCUCACUAGUCGCUGCGAGUAAUCACUGUGCUUGAUAUAAUUCAUGCUAUUUACUGUAGUUCUAUUUGCUUUUAAUGCCCGCAGCAAUCCCUACCUUGCAGGUACCCUAGUUUACUCACUGUUUUCCAUAUUUCACGUUGCCAUCCAUAUGACUCCAUGUCAGUUCCACAUUUUAAGACUCCGGCUCCGGAACUCCGACUCCGUCUUUUCCGUGUUACCAAAUGCUGCGUCAUUCCAGCGAAAGCGAAACUGCAAGAAUUCACUUUCGCUGCAAUAUAAAGGUCAAGAUUCUGAACACUAGCUUGUUUUGUCGUGUGGGAUUUUGAUAUACAAGACAUAAAAUGUCGUCCACCGCAUUGCAAAACCAUUUAAAGAACUCUGGCUACAAAAUUCAAGCAAUAGACCCCGAUAAUGCGGGCAAAUAUGAUUCUUCGAUUCCCCUUGUACUGCCAAACGAUCACGAGUAUGAUUUAAAGACGAAAAGUAUUAUAAAGAAAGCUGGUGUCCAACGAACUAGUUUGUAUCUGGUGCCAGAAGCUUUGGAGUUGCUGAGUUCUGUUACAUCACCGCUGGCUGUUCUGUCGAUAUGUGGACCAAUGCGAACGGGAAAGUCUUAUAUUUUAUCAAGGUAAGUCGUUCGGGGUCAUUUAGAUUUUCAAUAUGAAUAUAAAUACAAAUACAUAUUUAGCGUUUCAAACGAAAGCUCGUCGUCAUAUCUUUGCUAGUUUUCCCCUAUAAUUUCCGCCUAUAUAAAAACGCUUUAGAUUCAAGCUUUUUAAUUGACAGAUUCGUGCAUUUAAAUCAUAUGAUUUAAAUUCAGCUCUAGGAAAUUAGAAUUAGUACCGUGAUUAUCAUUACGCAUGCGCGAGUCCUGCGCAUGAUCGAGAAUGCUUUGGUCCGUUCUAGUUUCUACUCUUGUUAAGGCCCGGUCACACUACACAACGAUAACGAUACGAUAAAUUGUAAACACGCGAUAAUUGGCAAAAAAAUUGUGUUAGUGUCCACACAACAACGAAAAUGAUAAAAUUAUCGUUAGACGAUAACGAUAACGAUUUUUAAAUCGCUCACCUAGCGAUUUUUUUUUCAGUUGGACGAUAACGAUAAAUUUUUGACCAAUCAGCGCGCGUAUACAAGUUAUCGUAUCGUUGUGUAGUGUGACCUGGGCUUAACACUGCUUUAUUAUUUAUCAUUGUUAGACAACUUGCAUGUUAGACUAAUUUUUGAUUUAGGCAAAAAAAGUAAAUUCCCGUAAAGUGACUUAUUAAAAUCAGUAAAAUGGCAAAAUUUGGUUGUAAAAUGCAGAAAAUAUAGCCUUGCGAAAUUUGCAUAUUUUCAGUAUAUUUGUAUUACGUGCGAAAUUGUUACCAUUUUUGAGCCGAAAAUGGUAACAAUAGUUCCGCACGUAAUACAAAAUACUGAAAAUAUGCAAACUUCGCAAGGCUAUAUUUUCUGCAUUUUGCAACAUUUCGCAACCAAAUUUUGCAAAUUUACUAAUUUCAUUAUUUUCUUUUUAACUGUUGUGUUUUAUUCGCUUCUCUCUACUUAGAUUAAAAUUUAGUCCAACAUGCAAGUUGUCCAUUGAAACAGCAGUCUUCACAGUGGCGUGCUGGGUACUAUUUUUCUGGGGGGGCCAGUGGGCUGUCAACCAAUAUGCUCCCCUAUAAUAUUACACUUGAUAAACGAGGGCCGAAGGUGCAAGGUUUGUCUAGGGGUGUCCGGGGGCAUGCCCCCCCCCAGGAAAAUUUUUGAAUUUAGAGUCUCUGAAAUGCCAUUUCCUGGACUUUGGGGGACGAUUUUACAGAAAUCUGAUGGUUAGGAUACAGCAUUAUAACGUGUCGAAAUUUGCAAUUUGUACUUAAAUUAUGCAAUGCUAACCACUUGCAGCGAUUAAUCUAAUCCCAAUUCUAUUCUCUACUGAUCUAGUGAUCUGAAUACAUUUACCACUUACAGCUCUUUUAUACAAUAAUACAUGGACCGCACGCAUAUGCAUUUUAAGGUUUCCUUGCCUGGUUGCCAAAAGGGCGCGUUUCAGCAUUAUUUCAUUACUUACAUUACUCAUGAUAUUUCUUGCUCAAACAACUAAAUUGCGUACACAACUUUACAUUAUCAUAACUUCAACUAUCUAAUUUGCGCCGCUCUCGUGAAGCAUAAUAAAGGGCGUAAUAUAAGGGCAUAAUUCCCGUGAUCGCUUCCAAACCUGACCAAUGUUUCGGUAAUGAGACAUUGCGUUUGAUCACUGAUCAUGUUCCGAUAUAAAUGAUUUCGUGUGCGCCGUGAAGUAGCAAAUUAGCAAAUACGGCUUAAUAGACAAAAUAGUCUGUAAUUUAAUAUAUCACUUUGUCGUUUUCUUGGCGGGAGUAACUUUCGAAUGCGUUUUUUCCCACCCACUUUCAAAAUUCGGUGCGGGAUCAGCGCCCCCUUUUCAUUUUUGCGCCCCCCUAGAAUUGCCAGCUGGGGGGCCGUGGCCCCCCGGCCCCCCCUGCCAGCACGCCACUGAGUUUUCACAUGCAAGUGAGCUGAGAUUAGAGAGUUUAAGCAAACGACGUUUUUUGUCAUCACGGACGUUAGAUUGUCGAGGGGAACUGGAUUAAAAGUUGUGUUUGUGCCAGUUUGUGCGAAGCUUCAACACGUAUUCAUAGGACGAAAGCUAAGAUUUUUAAAGUGUUUUGCUUCCUUGCACAACGCUAUGCUGAAAAUGCCAUCAAAAUUAGUUCUACAAAUUUUUGCGUGACGUCCGUAUUGACAAAAACUGUCGCUUGCUUAUAAGCUCGAAUCUACAAUCCGGGACUGGCCUCGAAUGGCGAAUAUGCCCCGUUCCCCCAAGUCCAUAAUGAGGCAAAUAAGAAGUAGAUAAUGUGGAUAUGCAACAUUGAAGAGGGGGGUGUGGGAUAUGCAACAUUGAAGAGGGGGAGUUGAGGAUAUACAAGAUUGAAGAGGGGGAGUGGGGGGUAUGCAACAUUGAAGUGGGGGAUGUGCAACAUUAAAGAGGGGGAGUGGGGGGUAUGCAUACAAAGUCCAAGAUUUAAGAUUUUUGCAAAAGUGGAUUAACUUUUUACAUGAAUUUUGGCCUGGGGCCCAUUGUUCAAAGCUGGGUUAGCGCUAACCCUGGGUUAAAAUUUAACCCGCUGUUUUAGUUUGUGUACAUUCGCACAUCUGUUUAUUUCAAAACUUUGGAAAAUAAAACUUCUAUCGAUCCAGACAUGAAUCUUGGGAAAUUAUCUUCAUGUUUCUAAACAAGCUGUUGGAAAUUCAAGCUUUGAAAUUUAUGUUAAUUUGGGAUUAUGCCAACCAGCUUUCGAACAACCGGCCCCAAAUUUUACUGGUUUUACAUAAUUUGCAGUUAUAUAUUUUUAUUUCCUAGUACCUUUCAUGAUACGUUUCAUUUACCAAAAAUUGUUUUGGCAUGUACUUGUGUUUUAAUUUCAGAUUGUUAGGUGAAGUUGAUGCUUUUGAUCUCGGGCACACGUUUGAUCCGAAGACUUUUGGAAUAUGGAUGGGAACAAAGAUUCUUGUGGGAAAAGAUAAGAAUGGAAAAGAACAUGCCGUCCUUUUGUUGGAUACAGAAGGGAUUGGUAAGGACUAUCAGUGAAAUGAAACUAACCAGUGGAUAGCUCUAUCAGGUCAAACUGUUCUGACUAGAAGUCCAAUCAACUUCUUUUAUUGAACCAGUGUUAUUGCGAGGGGGAAAUCUGCGGAGUAGAAAUGAACAUUUUUAUCAUCAAACAACUGUAAAUUGCAGGAAUCAAACCUUGAUCUGAGAGGUGAACACAUAAGCCCGUUGCAGUUGAAUAGUUUUCGUUCUCUUCAAUGGACAACUGAUGGAAAAGUGCGCUGUUGUCAGAAAGCUAUUAUAAUUAUACUGAGUUUGUAUAUAUAGUUUGAGCGUUUAGUUUGGAGUAGUUCCUCGGGUAGAGGAGAGCUGAUCACGUGAUCGGCUAGUUGUGUUGUUUGUAGCGUAUAUAUAAUAUAUAAUAUAUAAUAUAUAAUAUAUAUACAUACAGCUAAUUCAAUAAAAGUUGUCCUUUGAAACCUUAAACUCUAAAACCGUAGGUUGCUUAGUUGAAACAAUUAAUGCUUAGUCGAAACAAUGCUUCGGUCAUUAAAUUUUGUUAACGAUCUUGUUUACUCGAAACCGGUUUUGUGACGGCACUUGCCGAAUAUUUCGCUUAAUUCUUUUAUUGAGUAACUUGUCUUUGUUUAUAGUGUCUUUCAAAAUGCAAAGUUUUUUUUCCAAACAUAAAUUACAGCGUUUCGAUCCCCCUGUGUAUAAAAUAGCGUGUUUUAAAAUUAUAUGGUAAUAAUCCUGAUUGUUUUCUUUUAAUUUCCAAAUAUGUUUCGAAAGUUCCGUUUUGUUUGAGUCUUUUUUAUGGCUUUACCAAUUCUCAGCGGCUUUACUAAUUGCAUUUUCUACUUUCUCUUUUUGUGUCCACAGAUGCUCCAGGUGCAAAUGUUUCUCAAGACGCUGGAAUCCUUGUGUUGACCAUCUUGAUUUCCUCCAUAUUGAUUUAUAACUCGCAGAAUGUUCCGUACAAGAAGGACUUAGAGAAACUGGAGUAUGUCUCAUCUGUUUUGCUUUGCAUAGAAU
Messenger RNA from Paramuricea clavata, 4926 nucleotides. The record is from the annotation of a GenBank genome assembly. NCBI's taxonomy places the organism in Eukaryota, Metazoa, Cnidaria, Anthozoa, Malacalcyonacea, Plexauridae.